UUUCGACCACUAAUUGAUUUCAAAUGUUAUCACCUUCUAAUUACCGCUGCAUUUUUCCCUCGUCAAAAAUGAACAAAGCAAGAAACCAAAAUCCCAAAUCAAAGCCACGACCUUGAAGAUGACGAUUCUCUGUUUUCAUAGCAAUUCUCUCUCUGUUUACUGAACUUUUCAGCCGGAUUUCAUCUUCUUCAUCGACCCAAAAUCAUGUCACUCUCUUCCACCUUCUUAUAUUCCUUCUCAAUUCCCAAAUCCCCCUUUUCUUCUUCUUCCUCACUCCCCACCUCCAGAUAUUUUGCCGGAAUUCCAUUCCGGAGACGCGCCGCCGCUCUGCCUUUUGGCUCCAAAACCAUGAUGCUUUUCCUCGGCACGGGCUUCACUCUUGCCCUUCUGGGACCUGAAUCCGCUUCUGCUGCCACGCAAUUGCAAUCUUCGUUGCUAUUUAACGAGCCCCAAAAUGCUCUGUCCUUGCCCACCUGGGCCAUUCACGUUUCCAGCGUUGUUGAAUGGAUUACAGCAAUGGCUUUGGUGUGGCAAUAUGGAGAGAAAUCUGGUAAUGAGUCUUGGAAAGGACUUUCUUGGGGAAUGGUACCAUUGCUGGGUGGAGCAUUUUGUGCUUGCACAUGGCAUUUUUUCUACAACUCCGAGUCUCUUGAGGUUUUGGUGGCCAUUCAGGCAAUGCUAACAGCCAUAGGAAAUGCCACAAUGUGCAUUGCUGCAUUUCGCAUAUACAAAUCAUCACAAGAAAGUUCAAAGAACUUGUAAAGAAAACUCAAGCUAAGUCUCUGUUAUACUAACGUAUGUACUAUCACACCUUGUUUCAUUAUAUUAUCAUCAUUUCUCAUCCUCCA
This is a messenger RNA of Benincasa hispida (wax gourd), 848 nucleotides long. RefSeq names its product YCF49-like protein. Lineage: Eukaryota; Viridiplantae; Streptophyta; Magnoliopsida; Cucurbitales; Cucurbitaceae. The record is from RefSeq and is a predicted model, not a curated record.